GCCCCGACUCCCUUCCCUUUGUACUACUACCACGUCAUUAUUACUAUUUCACCCUUUUAAGAGUUUACAACCCCCACCCUGUUCUCUUGCUUCUAUUUAUUUUUCUCAUCUUUUCAUUAACUGUAUCAUACCAAAUCCCACCACCAGGCACCAGCUCUAGAAGAAGAAGAAGAAGAAGGAGAAGAAGAAGAAGAAAGGGCUGGAGGAGAAAGACCAUGAAAUGGUGGGACUAAGCGUUGUACUAGAAGCAGAAGGAUACGAGGAUAUCAGUAGCAAGAGAAGUGCUCAUCACCAAGUUAUUAGCAAAGCCAGCAUGAUCAUCAAACCAUCUCCUUCUUCUCCAACUCCUCCUACUUCUCCUUCUCCCUUCACAAAAAGGAACAGCUCCUUUAACCUCUCAUGUGGUACUAGUGGAUUUCUUGACUAUUGUUUCCUUUGCAGACAGAAACUUUUGCCUGGCAAGGACAUCUAUAUGUACAAAAAUUUACACAGCUGGUGGGUCUUUAUGUAUGCAGAGGUGACAGGGCUUUUUGCAGCGAGGAGUGCAGGUGCAGACAGAUAUUCAUGGAUGAAGAAGAAACUAUUAAGGCUAAAACUGACCACUGUUCAUUGGCUGCUUCAUCAUCUAAUUCCUCUUCUCGUAAAGGGGCCAAAAAAAGAGCAAAUGGUUUUGCCUAUUAGUAUAACUUUAGUGGAAAUUUUUUUUUUUCUUUCUUGUUUUUCUUUUGGCUUAUCUCUAGUUUUGGCUUUUGCCUCAUUUUGUAACGACUCUCGGGCCGACCGGGUUUUGGUUCUUAGCAUGGUUUGCAGCUAAGAAGGCUCUUGGUUUUGGUUUUGGCAAAUAGAUUGCAAGAACAUGAUUGGCUUUUUGGCCAUGUAAUGUCCACGAUGAGAGACUAGGAAUAUUUGUUUGCGUUUUACUUGCUGCUACUGUUCAAUGUCAAAUGUAGGUAAGGAAACGCAUACAUCUUAUCUGUUGUUGAUUGGGAUGUCUAUCUUGUUUCAAGGGUUGACCAUCUAAAA
This is a messenger RNA of Coffea arabica (coffee), 1023 nucleotides long. The record is from RefSeq and is a predicted model, not a curated record. Lineage: Eukaryota; Viridiplantae; Streptophyta; Magnoliopsida; Gentianales; Rubiaceae.